AUGACUCCGGCGAACUUAGCAGGACAGUUUGGAGACACGACCUACACCAAAGUGUUCGUAGGAGGACUGGCUUGGGAGACUCAAAAGGACACCAUGAAGAAAUAUUUCGAGCAGUUCGGUGAGAUCUUGGAAGCCGUUGUUAUUACUGACAAGACUACUGGAAGAUCUAAAGGCUAUGGUUUCGUAACUUUUCGGGAACCGGAAGCUGCAAUGAGAGCAUGUGUGGAUGCUUCUCCGGUGAUCGAUGGAAGAAGAGCCAACUGUAAUCUUGCUUCCUUAGGUGUUCAAAGAUCUAAACCCUCCACACCUAAGCAAGGAAGUGGAGGAGGGAACAGGAACAAUUUUAGAAUAAUGAGCGGAUUCCAGGCAUAUCAAAAUGGCGGGGGAAUGGGAACGGCGGCAGCAUAUCCAUCGGCGGCAACCUUUCCUCAUUAUUCCAUCCAACAAGGCGUCCCUUAUAAUGUUUACGGGUACUCUCCAUACUCCGCUGAUUACGCUUAUCCCGCCCAGAGUUAUUACAGCGUAUACGGUGGUACAGCAUCUCAGUAUCCAAUCUAUGGAACUACCACCAAUGGUGCCUCAGGGGGAAUGUCUAUGAUUGCUGCAGCUGCCGCUGCUUUCUACCCUUACCUGAAUUUUGCCGAAGGCACGGGAGGAGCUACUACUCCGGGUUACGCCUCCAGCCAUGGUGGCUAUGCAGGUGUUCAGUACCCACACCAUCAUCUCUUCCAAUAUUCUGCAACAGCUGCUGGUGCUUAUGCUCACCACUAUGGGGCUGCUACCACCCCAAUGUCACUCGCUCCUUCCACUCCACCACUGUCAUCAGUAUGUUUUGCUGUGCCGCAGGCGUGA
Messenger RNA from Oldenlandia corymbosa var. corymbosa, 852 nucleotides. The record is from the annotation of a GenBank genome assembly. Lineage: Eukaryota; Viridiplantae; Streptophyta; Magnoliopsida; Gentianales; Rubiaceae.